CUGUGCCAGUCCCGGCAGACCACACACACAUACAUACAUACAUACACACACAGUAUGCUGACUGGCGAACAAAGCCACUGGUACUGCCAAUAAAGGCGAGCCAUGCCUCCGCGCUUCUCCUCUCCUCUCCUUUCCUUACGCUGCUGUGAGGGGAAGGCAUGACACCAUUGCCAUCGCCUCUCUGUUUCAGGAAGACACUGUUGUUGGGAGGAAGAGCGGCUGGUCUUUGGCUUAUGGUGGAAUAUUCUUGUCUCUUCUUCUGUUGAUGAGUUGAGAUGCUGGCGGAGCGCAGAGAGAAUAGCAGGGCUGCCUUUGCCCUGACAAAGCCGCUCAAGAUGAACAUGGUGAAAAGGAUCAUGGGGCGGCCGAGGCAGGAGGAGUGCAGCCCCCAGGACAACGCGCUGGGCCUCAUGCACCUGCGACGCCUCUUCUCCGAGCUGUGCCACCCUCCUCGCCACAUGACCCAGAAGGAGCAGGAGGAGAAGCUCUACAUGAUGCUUCCUGUAUUUAACAGGGUGUUUGGGAACGCACCUCCCAGCAGCAUGAUGGAGAAAUUCUCCGACCUGCUGCAGUUCACCACCCAGGUGUCCCGACUCAUGGUGACUGAGAUCAGACGAAGAGCCUCCAAUAAAUCCACAGAGGCAGCCAGUCGAGCCAUAGUCCAGUUCCUGGAGGUGAAUCAGAGUGAGGAGGCGAGUCGCGGCUGGAUGCUUCUGACCACCAUCAACCUGUUAGCUUCCUCCGGACAGAAAACUGUGGACUGCAUGACGACCAUGUCUGUGCCCUCCACGCUGGUCAAAUGCCUCUACUUGUUCUUUGACCUGCCCCACAUGGCCGAGGCACCCGUAGGCCCCACGUCACAACCACCACAACCACCACCACCACCACCCAGCCAAGAGAAGACCCCAGGGCAAGGGCACACCCAACCCGAGGUGCCCCUGGCUGACCGUAGGGCGCUCCUCCAGAAAGUCUUUGUCCAGAUCCUGGUGAAGCUCUGCACAUUCGUGUCUCCAGCGGAGGAGCUGGCCCAAAAGGAUGACCUGCAAUUACUGUUUAGCGCCAUCACCUCCUGGUGUCCUCCUCACAACCUGCCCUGGAGGAGGAGUGCUGGGGAGGUGCUCACCACCAUCUCCCGACACGGCCUCAGCGUCAACGUGGUCAAAUACAUCCACGAGAAGGAAUGCUUGGCCACAUGUGUUCAAAACAUGCAGCAGUCAGACGAUCUCUCCCCUCUGGAGAUCGUUGAGAUGUUUGCUGGCCUCUCCUGCUUCCUCAAAGACUCCAGCGACGUGUCGCAGACCCUGCUGGACGAUUUCCGAAUGUGCCAGGGUUACGCCUUCCUCUGUGACCUCAUGCUCAGACUGGAACAGGCCAAGGAGGAUGAAUCAAAAGAUGCUUUGAAGGACCUGGUCAACCUGGUCACCUGUCUGUCCACCUAUGGCGUGACGGAGUUGAAGCCUGCUGGCUUGACAACCGGCGCCCCCUUCCUGUUGCCUGGAUUUGUUCUCCCGCAACCUUCUGGGAAAGGCCAUACAGUGCGUAAUAUUCAGGCCUUUGCGGUGCUCCAGAACGCCUUCCUACGGGCCAAAACAAGCCGCCUGGCGUGCAUGCUCCUGGACGCCAUCGGAAACAUCUACGCAGCCGAACCGGCCAACUAUUUCAUCCUAGAGUCGCAGCACACGCUCUCUCAGUUUGCAGAGCGUGUGGCCAAGCUCCCCGAGGCUCAGACAAAGUACUUUGAGCUGCUGGAAUUUGUAGUCUUCAGCCUCAACUAUGUGCCGUGUAAGGAACUCUUCAGCGUUAGCGUGCUGCUCAAAUCGAGCACUUCGCACGCCUGCAGCAUCACCGCCGUGCGGACGCUGCUGAAGCUGGCCAGGCACGACCCGGUGUUCAGCGACGUGCUGCGGGAGGUCGGACUGCUGGAGGUGCUGGUCAACCUACUGCACAAGUACGCGGCAUUGCUCAAAGAACCGGCCUCACAACAGCAACCACACAAUAAUGACCAAGCUGACUGCAAAAACAACACUGUGGCUGAGGAGCAGAAGCAGUUGGCCUGGCUGGUGAUGGAGACGCUGACUGUGCUCCUGCAGGGCUCCAACACCACCAGCACUAACGCAGCUCUGUUCAGAGAGUUCGGUGGCGCGCGUUGCGUUCACAACAUCGUGAAGUACCGCCAGUGUCGCGAACACGCCUUGCUCAUCAUUCAGCAGCUUGUCCUGUCGCCCAGCGGUGAUGACGACAUGGGAACGUUGCUGGGCCUCAUGCACUCUGCACCGCCCAGUGAGCUGCAACUGAAGACAGACAUACUGAGGGCUUUGUUGUCCGUGCUGCGAGAGAGUCACCGCACUCGGACGGUGUUCCGCAAGGUGGGCGGCUUCGUCUACGUCACUUCGCUUCUGGUGGCCAUGGAGCGCUCGCUGUGUCAGCCGCUGCGACACGGCUGGGAGCGCGUGAACCAGAACCAGGUUUUCGAGCUCCUGCACACAGUCUUCUGCACGCUCACCGCCGCCAUGCGCUACGAGCCGGCCAACUCCCACUUCUUCCGUACGGAGAUCCAGUACGAGAAGCUGGCUGACGCGGUCAGGCUGCUGGGCUGUUUCUCAGACACUAAGAAGCUGGGGCCCACAAGUGUGUUCCCCUCCAACGCUCAGCCUUUCCAGAGGCUCCUGGAGGACGAGGCCGUCCCUGGAGGCUGUGCAGGAGACAGCGUCUGCCCUACGCUCAAGCACUGCAGCAAGCUCUUCAUCUAUCUGUACAAGAUGGCCACAGAUUCUUUUGACAGUCGUGCGGAGCAGGUGCCUCCCUGCCUGACUCAUGAGACCUCACUGCCCUCCCCGUGGGGCACGCCAGCACUCGCCAGGAAGAGACACGGUUACUACGGUACGUCGGGCCCCCCUGCACCAGUGAAGGCACUGACUGACCUGAAGCUCCACUUAACGAACUCCUCCCACCCCAUUUCCUCAUUGUCCUCAACAGACAUGGUGGUCAUCCACCCAGGGGCCGUGCUGGCCAUGGUGGACCUGCUGCCCUCCGUCUCCUCUGACAGCCAGCCAGAGCAUGCCCUCGACCUGCAGCUGGCAGUCGCCAACAUCCUGCAGCUCCUGGUGAACAACGAGAGGAACCAGCAGGUGUUGUGUGAAGCCUGCCUCCAUCAGCGACUGUUGCAGCGCUGCAGCCAGGCCCUCAGCGAUGAAGACCACCCUCUGCACCCGCCGCUGCAGAGGAUGUUCGAGAGGCUGGCCUCGCAGGCCCUGCAGCCGAUAGCACUCAGGGAGUUCUUACGGCUUGGAAACCCGUUGAACUGUGGCGCCUGGGACAAGAAGCUGUUGAAGAAUUACCGAGUCCACAAACCGAGCUCUCUCAGCUACGACGCCGAGAUGAGAAACAGCAUGACCACGUCCAUGGAGGGCUUCGGCCCCGACAGCGUCUUCACCACGCCGGCAGAGGACAAUGGCCAGUAUCGCAUCAGCCGCAGCCUCGUGCGCUCCGCUGAGGGCAGCACCGUACCCCUCACCCGAGUCAAGUGCCUGGUGUCGAUGACAACCCCCCAUGACAUUCGCCUGCACGGAUCAGCUGUCACACCUGCAUUUGUGGAGUUUGACAGCUCGCUGGAGGGCUUUGGGUGCCUGUUUCUGCCCAGCCUGGCGCCUCACAAUGCUCCCACCAACAACACCAAUGCUUCAGGUGUCAGCGAUGGAGCAGUGCUGAGCGGGAUGGGCACAGGUGAGCGCCUGUUUCCUCCCCCAUCAGGCCUGAGUUACUCCACUUGGUUCUGUGUGGAGAGGUUCAGCACAUCCCCUCAGGCCCACCCAGUGCGGCUGCUGACCAUCGUCCGUCGGGCCAACUCCUCGGAGCAGCACUAUGUGUGCCUGGCUGUGGUGCUGUCAGCCAAAGACCGCUCGCUCACCGUCUCCACCAAGGAGGAGCUGCUGCAGACAUACUCAGCGGAUGAGUCUAGCGAAGAAGCCUCCUUCUAUGAGAUCCUUCCCUGCUGCGCUCGAUUCCGCUGUGGCGAGCUGAUCGCUGAGGGCCAGUGGCACCACCUGGUGCUGGUCAUGAGCAAAGGCAUGCUGAAGAAUAGCAUGGCCACGCUGUACAUCGACAGCCAGCUCAUCAGCACUGUCAAGCUUCACUACAUCCACAGUGCUCCGGGCGGCUCCAGCUCCACCAACCCUCCUGUCGUCAGUACUGUUUAUGGGUACAUAGGGACGCCCCCUGCCCAGCGCCAGCUCUCCAGCCUGGUGUGGCGUCUUGGGCCUACCCACUUCCUGGAGGAGUUCCUACCUGCCGCCAGUGUCGCUGCCAUUUAUGAGCUUGGACCCAACUACGUGGGCAGCUUUCAGGCCGUCUACCUCCCCUGUAAGGACUCAAAGGCAGAGGUAGCGCCGGCCUCUCCGGUGGUGCUGGUGCCAGAGGAGAAGGUGUCUUUCAGUCUGUAUGCGCUCUCUGUGUUGACUCUCACUGUGGCCAAAAUCAGGAAAAGCUACAACAAACUGGACAGCAAAGCCAUCGCCAAACAGCUCGCCGUGUCCUCUCAUGAAAACGCCACUCCAGUAAAACUGAUUCACAAUGCCGCCGGUCACCUUAAUGGUCCCGCACGCACCAUCGGAGCUGCUGUGAUUGGAUAUUUAGGUGUUCGUGCAUUCAUGCCCAAACCUGUGGCCACCAACCUGCAGUAUGUGGGAGGGGCAGCGGCCAUUUUGGGUCUGGUUGCCAUGGCGUCAGAUGUGGAGGGACUGUAUGCGGCUGUCAAGGCUUUAGUGUGUGUUGUGAAAAGCAACCCACUGGCCAGUAAGGAGAUGGAGCGCAUCAAAGGUUACCAGUUGCUGGCUAUGCUCCUAAAGAAGAAGCGCUCGCUGCUAAACAGUCACAUCCUCCACCUCACCUUCUCUCUGGUGGGAACAGUUGACAGCGGCCACGAAACCUCCAUCAUCCCCAACUCCACGGCCUUCCAGGACCUGCUGUGUGACUUUGAGGUUUGGCUGCACGCUCCCUACGAGCUCCAUCUGUCUCUGUUCGAGCACUUCAUUGAACUGCUGACAGAAUCCAGUGAGGCGGCUAAAAAUGCUAAACUCCUGAGAGAGUUUCAGCUCAUCCCACGACUGCUGCUCACCCUGAGAGACACCACGCUGUCCCAGCCCACUGUCGCCGCCAUCAGCAACGUGCUCAGUCUGCUGCUGCAAGGCUUCCCCAACCCAUACGACCUGCUGCGGUUCGGCCAGUUCAUCUCCUCCACUCUUCCCACAUUUGCGGUGUGUGAGAAGUUUGUUGUCAUGGAAAUCAAUAAUGAGGAGAAGAUAGACGGAGGAAAUGAUGAUGACUUUGGUGGCCUCCUAUCAGCAAACCUCAUUCUGCUGAGAAAUCGACUGCUGGAGAGCCUUCUUAAACUGCUUUUCACCACGAAAGAGAAGUGCACAGUUAAUGCCCAGGCGUGUGAGGAGCUGGUGCGAACGCUGGGCUUUGAUUGGCUCCUGAUGUUCAUGGAAGAACACCUCCACUCCACCACAGUGACGGCAGCUCUGUGGAUCCUGGUGGUGCUGCUGUCCAAUCAGUCGAUCCUCAACCGCUUCAAAGAGGGCCUGUGCGGAGGAGGCUGGCUGGACCACACCGACUCCGUCCUGACCAAUAAGAUCGGCACAGUGCUGGGAUUCAACGUGGGUCGCAGUGCCGGCGGGCGCUCCACAUUGCGGGAGAUCAACCGGGACGCUUGCCAUUUCCCAGGAUUCCCUGUUCUGCAGACACUGCUGCCCAAACACACCAACGUGCCCGAGCUCUACUUCCUGCUCAUGGCUCUCUUCCUGCAGCAGCCUGUCAUCGAGCUCCCAGACAGCCUGCAGGUACAUUUUGACCUGGACUCUAUCUGGACCUUCAUCUUUGGCGUGCCGGCAUCCAGUGGGACGGUGGUGGCCUCCAUCCAUAGUGUUUGCACUGAGGCUGCUUUCCUGCUGCUGGCCAUGCUGCGCAGCAUGCUCAACCUGCCUUGGCAGUCAGAGGAGGAAGGUUCCUGGCUCAGGGAGUACCCAGUAACACUCAUGCAGUUCUUUAGAUACCUUUACCACAACGUGUCCGACCUUGCACCAAUGUGGCACAGCCCAGAGUUCCUUUGUGCCCUGGCAGCCGCUGUUUUUCCCUUCAACAUCAGACCGUACUCUGAGAUGGUCAGUGAUUUGGACGAUGAAACGAGUUCUCCCACCGAAGAGUUCAAGGCCUUCACCGGGGACUCUGGCAUGAACCGCAGCCAGUCUGAAUACUGCAACGUGGGCUCCAAGACGUCCCUGACCAACCACCCGGCCAAAAAAUAUGUCUUUGACUUCAUGAGGGUUCUGAUCAUGGACAACCUCUGCAUGACCCCAGCCAGCAAGCAGACACCCAUCAUUGAUAUGCUCCUGGAGGCUUCCCCGGAGCGCUCCACCAGAACUCAGCAGAAGGAGUUUCAGUCCAACAUCCUGGACAGCGUCAUGGAGCAUCUACUGGCUGCUGAUGUCCUUUUAGGUGAAGAUGCCUCUUUGCCCCUCAGCAGCGGGGGCAGUUAUCAGAUUUUGGUCAACAACGUCUUCUACUUCACGCAGCGGGUGGUGGACAAGCUGUGGCAGGGCAUGUUCAACAAGGACUCCAAGCUUGUGGUGGACUUCAUCGUGCAGCUCAUUGGACAGUCUAAGAGGCGUUCGCAGGGACUUUCUCUCGACACCAUCUACCACUGUCUGAACCGGACGGUGCUCUACCAGCUCUGCCGACCCCACAAGACGGUAGCACAGCAGGUGGCCCUGCUGGAUGCCCUGCGGGUCCUGACCGUCAACCGCAACCUGGUGCUCGGGCCAGGUAACCACGACCAGGACUUUGUGGCCUGCCUAGCUCACUGCUUCAUCUGCCUGCACAGCGGGAGUAGUGUGGACGGCUUCGGUUUGGAGGCGGAGGCCAGGAUGACGACCUGGCACGUCAUGAUGCCCACGGAGAACGAGUCUGACACCACGCACAGUCACGACGUCAGCGAGGGGCGGCAGCUCCUGCUGAAGGCGGUGAACCGUGUGUGGACGGAGCUGAUGCACAGCAAGCGCCAGAUGCUGGAGGACAUCUUCAAAGUGUCUCUGCCCUGCAACGACAGAGGCCACGUGGACAUCGCCACAGCCCGUCCUGCUUUGGAAGAGCCGGCCCUGAAGAGCUGGCAGAACCACCUGGUUCAUGAGAAAAAGUACAUCAGUCGUGGGGAAGCAGUGGCACCAGCGACUCAGUCCAAACUGUCCAGAGUCAGCAGCGGCUUCGGCCUCUCCAAGCUGACCGGCGUCCGGCGCAACAAGAAGGAGAACAGCCUGAAUAAGAACAGCCUGUCUGCACAGGAGACUUUUCAGUGGAUGUUCACACACAUCGCUGUUGUCCGGGACUUGGUGGCCAUGCAGUACAAGGAAUAUCAGGAGCGGCAGCAGAACGCCCUCAAGUACGUGACGGAGGAGUGGGCAUCCAUCGAAUACGAGCUGCUGCGUGAACGAGGCCUCUGGGGCCCGCCAAUCGGCUCCCACUUGGACAAGUUUAUGCUGGAAAUGACGGAGGGGCCCUGCCGAAUGAGGAAGAAGAUGGUCCGCAAUGACAUGUUUUACAUCCACUACCCGUACGUCCCAGAGACGGAGACCAACACCAACUCAGCACAGCACUCCUGUCCCCCUCUGGUGCCCCUUGAUUCCUCACCUCUGGUUGGGGUCUUUGACUAUAUUCAGAAACCUCUGCGUUACCGCCGCGCCAUCAGCUACGACAGUAAGGAGUAUUUCAUGCGUUUGCUGUCUGGAAACCCCGGCAUGUACCAGCACUCUGUAGAGCACAGCACCGAGGGAGAGACCACGCACCACGAGCUGGAGCAUGGAGAGGACACCAUUGCUAAAGUCAAAGGCCUGGUGAAGGCUCCACUGAAGAGGUCUCGGUCCACAGCGGACGGUGCAGAUGAGGACAGUCAGGACCAGCUUCAGGAGCAGCUAUUAGAGUCAGGAGGCCCUGAAGAGGAGCAGAAGACUGACAACACGUCCCUGCUGAGACUCCUGGAGGAGGGAGAGAAGAUUCAGCACAUGUACCGCUGUGCCAGAGUGCAGGGUCUCGACACCAGCGAGGGUCUGCUGCUGUUUGGGAAGGAGCACUUCUACGUCAUCGAUGGCUACACCAUGACCGUGUCCAGGGAGAUCAGGGACAUCGACACGCUGCCACCCAAUAUGCACGAGGCCAUCAUCCCCAGAGGAGCGAGACAAGGACAGAGCCAGUUAAAGAGAACCUGCAGCAUCUUUGCCUACGAAGACAUUAAGGAGGUUCACAAGAGGCGCUACCUGCUGCAGCCCAUGGCGGUGGAAGUCUUUUCAGCGGAUGGGAGAAACUACUUGCUAGCCUUCCAGAAAGGAGUUCGCAACAAGGUUUACCAAAGGUUCUUGGCGGUGGUGCCCUCGCUGGCUGACAGCUCUGAGUCUGUUUCAGGCCAGAGACCCAACACCAGCGUGGAACAAGGAUCUGGACUUCUCAGCACACUGGUUGGUGAGAAGUCAGUGACUCAGAGAUGGGAGCGAGGAGAGAUCAGUAACUUCCAGUACCUGAUGCAUCUGAACACCCUGGCCGGACGCUCCUACAACGACCUGAUGCAGUAUCCGGUGUUCCCCUGGAUCCUGGCCGAUUACGACUCGGAGGAGCUGGACCUCACCAACCCAAAGACAUUUCGUAACCUCGCCAAGCCGAUGGGCGCCCAGACUGACACCCGGCUAACGCAGUACAAGAAGCGGUACAAGGACUGGGAAGACCCCAACGGUGAAACCCCGGCGUACCACUACGGCACUCACUACUCGUCAGCCAUGAUUGUGGCCUCCUACCUGGUCCGGAUGGAGCCCUUCACACAGAUUUUCCUCAGACUUCAGGGAGGACACUUCGACCUGGCUGACAGGAUGUUCCACAGCGUGCGUGAAGCCUGGCUCUCUGCUUCCAAACACAACAUGGCCGACGUCAAGGAGCUCAUCCCGGAGUUCUUCUAUCUGCCUGAGUUCCUGCUAAACUCCAAUAACUUCGACCUGGGUGCCAAGCAGAAUGGGACCAAACUGGGUGACGUCAUUCUCCCACCCUGGGCUAAGGGCGACCCCCGGGAGUUCAUCAGAGUCCACAGAGAGGCGUUGGAGUGCGACUACGUAUCGGCCCACCUCCACGAAUGGAUCGACCUGAUUUUCGGCUACAAGCAGCAGGGCCCUCCGGCUGUGGAAGCGGUCAACGUCUUCCACCACCUCUUCUACGAGGGUCAGGUGGACAUCUACAACAUCAACGACCCGCUCAAAGAGACGGCCACCAUCGGCUUCAUCAACAACUUCGGACAAAUCCCCAAACAGCUGUUCAAGAAGCCCCACCCUCCGAAACGAGUACGCAGUAAAGCCAACGGUGACGUUGCCGGCGUUCCUCCGAGCUCCAACAGCGACAAGAUCUUCUUUCAUCACCUGGACAAUCUCAGACCUUCUCUUGCACCAGUUAAAGAGCUGAAAGACCCUGUGGGACAGAUUGUGUCCACCGACAAGGGCAUCCUCGCUGUAGAGCAAAACAAAGUUCUGUUUCCCCCCACCUGGAGCAAGACCUUUGCCUGGGGUUACGCCGAUCUCAGCUGUCGCCUGGCUAACUAUGACUCCGACAAGGCGCUGGUGGUGUACGAGUGUCUGUCGGAGUGGGGCCAGAUCUUCUGUGCCAUAUGUCCAAACCCAAAGCUGGUUAUCACCGGUGGCACCAGCACCGCCAUCUGUGUGUGGGAGACGGGAACCUCAAAGGAGAGGGCAAAGUCACUUACGCUCAAACAGGCGCUGCUUGGCCACACGGACGCCGUGACGUGUCUGACGGCGUCUUCGGCAUACCACAUUGUCGUCAGUGGCUCACGGGAUCGAACUUGCAUCAUCUGGGACCUCAACAAGCUCUCCUUCGUCACACAGCUCAGGGGGCACCGAGCGCCCGUCUCGGCUCUGUGUAUCAAUGAACUGACGGGGGACAUCGUGUCCUGCGCGGGCACCUACAUUCACGUGUGGAGCAUCAACGGCAGCCCCAUUGCCAGCGCCAACACCUUCACCGGCCGCAGCCAGCAGAUCCUCUGCUGCUGCGUGUCGGAGAUGAACGAGUGGGACACGCAGAACGUCAUCGUCACCGGCCACUCGGAUGGCGUUGUGAGGUUUUGGAGAAUGGAGUUCCUCCAGGUACCAGAAACCCCUGCUCCCGAACCCGUAGAGCCAGAUGUGCCUGACUGCUGUGCUGACGAGAAGAUCGAGGGCGGUGAGAGUCACAACGGUGAUGAUGACAGCAGUGAGUCGGAUGCAGACGAGCCCAAUCUGAGCCAAGAGCCCAGAGCGCCACGCAACCCCUCGACAGGUGGAGGCAGCCAGCCGGGUAGCACCGUCCACAGACCCAGAGGUCCCCCGGCCCGAGCAGGAGCAUCUUGGUCGAUGGACAGUGGCUCUGACGACUCUCACCGCUGGUCAGACACCCUCAGCAUCGACGAGAAGGACGGAUUCGUGUUUGUAAAUUACUCUGAGGGCCAAACUAAAGCCGCUCACCCAGCUCACUCAGGCCAGGGCUCAGUGCCUCAGCCGCUGCAUCCCUCCACUAUGGAGGCACGGACAUAUAACCAGCUCAGGGCAGGCUACAGAUGGGAGCGCCAGCUGGUCUUCCGGAGUAAGCUCACCAUGCACACGGCUUUUGAUCGCAAGGACAACGCUCACCCAGCUGAGAUCACGUCUCUCGCCAUCUCCAAGGACCACAGUAAAAUCCUGGUAGGUGAUGGCCGUGGCAGAGUGUUUAGCUGGUCGGUCAGCGACCAGCCUGGCCGUUCGGCAGCAGACCACUGGGUGAAGGACGAGGUGGUGGACAGCUGCUCCGGCUGCACGGUUCGCUUCUCGCUUACUGAGCGACGCCACCAUUGUAGGAACUGCGGACAGCUCUUCUGCCAGAAGUGCAGUCGCUUCCAAUCAGAGAUCAAACGGCUGAAGAUCUCGUCACCUGUGCGUGUUUGUCAGAACUGUUAUUACAACCUCCAGCAUGAGCGAAGCGUCGAGGACGGCUGCAGAAACUGAGCUCCGCAUCCACCCGCCGCCAGCCCCUCCUGAGAACCCGGGGAGCAUUUCAUUCCUCCAUCCGACUUCCCUCUGCAUCUCCCAAAACUCCUUCCCCAUUACCCCUCAGUAACCACGUGUACUGUACCGCACUGACAGGGUGUCGCAGGAGGGAGCGACUCAAGUACGGCGGCGGAGCUCAGCAAAGGAGAAAGGAUAUGAACGAGGACAACAGAUCGCAAAGAACAUGGAAAGAAACUCAGUCCCCACUUUUACCACCGGCACCCACCUGGAGCGGAGGGAAAAAAACCCCACCUUUAAUGCAGCACGCACGAAUCAGUCAUCCGCCAUCUUUGCUUAGAGAUCAAGAAACAGGCAAAACUGCUUCAGCUUUCACAGCAGGAUGAUAAAAGACAAAAACUUGUUGAUAGUGUAAAUAGGUAUCACGACCUUUUUAACUCUAAAAGGAGCAAACGCAGAACAAAAAAUAAGGUCAAUGAAGUAAAAGAAAUGCCUGUAACAUAGCGUUGUGACUAACCACUCCUGGCUUUAAAAAAACAGAAAAAAUGAUUGUGUGUAGUCUGCGUCACGAGUCACAGCGAGAAUAACACGGAGGGGAGGGAGGGAGAUGAAUGUCCAUAAUUAAUGUCUCUGGGUUGACCGUACUAGUGGGUCUAGUUAUGCAAAAUCACUUCUUUAUAAUUUCCCGAUCGUUUUGUUGUUUACAGACCUGUGAUUUAUUUUGUGAGAGUGUCAAACCGUCGCCACGCGGACAGAGAGGUUUACUCUCUGAUUGUCGUUUCCUCUUUUUUUAUUGCCAAACUGUUUUCUCGUGUCAGUUACGAUGUUUAAUUUUUAACAUGUCAUCUGUUCAGUCCUUUGUUUUCCCAUUUGGAGAUUUUUAUUUUACUUACUGCUGCUUUCUGAAGACUACAAACUUUAUCGUGUUCAGUUUGACUUUGAUUUUUCUUGUUAGAACCAUAUCACUCCUUUCAUUUUGUGGUUCCUUCUGCAUUAUUAUAAUUUGUUAUUAAGAGAGAGAAAAAAUCGGGUUCAUCUUGUGUAAAAAGGUUAAAAGUAACGCACAUGCGUCCCGUAACUGCACAUUUAGCGUCCAUCGUGUCCUUUUUUUUGACCAUACAGCUUUAAAGCAGCUUCUUGAAUGCACACUGAAAAGGGACUUCCUCAUGAACUGUGUUUUGUUUUUUUAUUUAUCGUGUUGGUUUCUAUUGAGGAUUUGCUGGAUUUUUACUCCCCUGUGGCAUUAUCGCAGCAGCUCUCAACACUCGUUAUCCUCACUCACUGGAGCUGCAGCCAAGCACCUUUUUAUUAAAGAGAUGUUUCAGAGUAUAUGUAGACGUUGGAGGAGGUGUAAAUAGUCACGUAGGCCGUUUGAUUUUUAAUAAAUCUUGGCGUGUUUUGUCAUUAAAGGUAAAGACUAGGCCAAACAGACUUGCAGAGUAUUCUUGUUUCGCUUUUCUUUACCAUAUUUUACAGGUGGGGUAAAGCUGCAGGAGAGCGAGUCUGUAGCUUUCUUUUCCUACCAUUAUAUCAGUGCUAUGACUUCAUAUUCCAUCCUUGUUGCUCCUGCAGGGGAAGAGAAGACAUGGAUUUUGAUGUGACACUUUAGACUGAGAGCAUAAAAUUAACCUCAUGCCCUUCAGUUGUUGACGUUAAUAAACCUUUUGACUUGAUCUAACUUGAUUGUAGAGUUGAUUAAUUUAAUGUUUUUCAGACGUCUAAAUUCAUUUGCAGCUUAACUGUUUAAAUGUAAAAUGACUUGGAUUGUUGCACUAACAUAACACGGGACAAACUCAAAUCUAUGGGGUGUCAUUUGUGCCAUCAGAUUAGUGACUGUCACUUUAACAGUGACCAAAUAACCCCCAACAAUCAGAUGACCCCCUGUGAGCAAGAACUUGGCGAAAGUGGGAAGGAAAAACUCCCUUUUUAACGGAAGAAACCUUCAGGAGAACCAGGCUCAGGGAGCGGUGACGGUUAUCUUAUUACUUGAGACCAGAAUCCAAAGAAAUUAAACAAAUUUAAAAUUACUUAAUUCUUCAUUUCAUCUGAAAAAGCAAAAAUCUACAAUUUCAGGCGAUUGUCGUUGGACUAAAUGCAUUUUGGAGAUUCUCUGUAGCACGAAUGUUAGCUUAUAGAAACCAAACUCCAGCCGGGACAGAGACUCAACCUGAGCAAGGAAACAUAAAAAUGUGAAGUACUCAAAGGAGUUUAAACACUAUAAAAACACAUUACUCUGCCGCACUGAGACGGCGAUAUCAGAGGUUUUAUCUGCUUUCAUAAUGUUGAAUGUAACUUGAUCUUUUGUCAACACAAAUCCAUGUUUGGCUCUUUCUGCGUUAAAGACUGCACAUCUCUCCCCUCACUCGGUUUGUGGUUCUGUGGGCAAACUGUGCAUUCAAGGGCUGCUUUCUUUCUUUCUUUGUACGUCCCACGAGUCUUCACAGGCAUUUAAUGUUCACCCUCACCGCUCCUUAAUGUUGUAAUAAUAAUAAUAUGCACUCAUGUUAUUGUCCUCCUUUAUAUCAUUCUGCCUUUCUGUACUGUAACUUAGCGUGCAAUCAUGCCAUCCAGCUGAAACGGCCGAGUCGGCUUCUAUCAAUCGAGGAUUCCUUUUGCACCUUCACAUGUACAAAAAACAGGAAAAAAACAGUUGAGUUUUUUAUUGAAUGCAGUUUAACGUUUUAACUGAAAGGUGCAUUUCACAGCGGAUAAAUGAACUGUACAAAGUAUUUAUGCAAUUAUAACUGGGUUUAGAUUUUUUUUUAAUUAUUGUGAUUUCAGCAAGUUUUGUUACUUGUUGCAUGUCUAUUAACACAGCUGACUUUCUGUGUCAGUGCAUUGUACAUGUUCGGCAUUAGAUUAUCUCUCUUUUUUGCUGGAUUUAUUCUUUUUUUGUUUUUCUUUGAGGCAUUGUUUGACGGGUCGGUCAUACCGAGCGACAGGUUUGUGUACAAAGCCGCAGAUCAUGACCCCAACUCUGGGUGGACUUUUGUACUCUCUAUGGGGGGAAAAAAAUAAUUAAGGAUUAAUCGAAAGCAAAAAAAAGAAAGAAGGGAAAAAAAAGGAGAAAUCUGGAUUAUUUUGGUGGUCUUGUAUUAGACUGCGUUACUACAGUAUCUGGUGUGCAAUCUGUAAUAGCUGAAUGUUCCUUGUAUAUUUGUGUUCACUACAUCCUACGAGAGAAAAAAACCACAGUAGAGUAACCUCCCCGUCCCCCGUUACAGAAACAAAAUGUUACAAUAAUGCAAUAGAUCUGGUACUUAUUCUUUUUAAUUUUAUUUCAAUAAAAAAUUGCUGUUUCCCACCAAA
This is a messenger RNA of Oreochromis niloticus (Nile tilapia), 14363 nucleotides long. RefSeq names its product WD repeat and FYVE domain containing 3 (gene wdfy3). Gene Ontology annotation, molecular function: metal ion binding; protein binding. The coding region runs from base 276 to 11054 and encodes 3592 amino acids. Gene Ontology annotation, biological process: aggrephagy. The transcript has 68 exons. The record is from RefSeq and is a predicted model, not a curated record. Lineage: Eukaryota; Metazoa; Chordata; Actinopteri; Cichliformes; Cichlidae.